Molecule: messenger RNA, 1338 nt
Organism: Aspergillus nidulans FGSC A4
Lineage: Eukaryota; Fungi; Ascomycota; Eurotiomycetes; Eurotiales; Aspergillaceae
Exons: 1
Coding region: 1-1251 (416 amino acids)
Molecular function (GO): nucleic acid binding; zinc ion binding
Source: RefSeq, a predicted model, not a curated record
AUGAGCCUCCCCUGGGCAUUUGACAGAUCAACAGAGAAAAUUGACCAGACCGAGACGGCGCCAGGGGCGAGCGAGACGGUCGAUAUAGAGCCGACUGAGACAGCCGAGACAGACAAGACAGUCGAGAGAACUGUACCGGAGAGAAUCCAAAGCGCUAAUAGCAUCGAGAUCGACGAUCCUAGCAAGCAGCUACAAGGAGAGCCAGUAUACAGGAUACUAAGUAUAGAAGAACUGACAUCGGGGAUGUCAAGGCAAUCAGAGAGACUUCCCCCCCUUGAUAAGGGUGAUCGAAUCAAGCCAGUGGGUGUCAAAUAUGAUGUACUGGACGCGUCGAACAUCAGGUUAUGGAAGAAGAAAAUUGAGGGCCUCUUAAGGCUUCAGAAAUGCUGGAAGGUGGUCGAGAAUACCAGAAAGAUGAGAAUUGAUGGGAAGACCGAGCUUCUCCAUCAGGCAAUGCAAGAUGAGGAUUAUAUUGACCACAACUUACUUGCUGUCACAUAUUUAACAGCCUAUAUCUCGGAAGAGGAUGCAAAUGCAGUGAAGAACCUUGAGAUCAGUGGAGAUAUCUGGAUCUACCUCAUGGAGAAAUACGAGGCUGUGAACCCUAGAAGGAAGGUCAACCUUCUGAUGCGGCUAUUCACAUGGAAGAUGGAUCCUAAGAUGAAGAUUAGGGAGGCUAUCCAGGAUCUUGAAAAGCUACAUGAGGAAGUCAAAGAUGUAUGGGAAAAGGAAUACCUGGAUCAGGAUGCAUUGAUGGUACUUUUCCUAUGUGGAUUGCCGCCCGAAUAUGAGGCCUAUGCAGAUGGUCUUAGGUCUAUUGGAGACACCAAACGGGCAGUUAUAUUAUCUCGAUUGGAGGAGAAAGAAAUAUCGACUCGAGCAGAGAGACGAGCAGAGGUAAUCAGCAAAUCAGCCAAUCGAGCAGAGCAAAGAAGAUGCUUCAAUUGCGGCAAGAAGGGGCAUUUUGCAAGAGAUUGUACAGCUCCAGAGAAGAACCGAGAGCAGAGCAAUUCCCGCGAGGACUCUCAGGGAUGGAGUCACCGGAGGGACCACGGCAAGGCUAGAGCAUAUGGAAAUGGCAGAGAUAAGAGUCGAAGAGGACAUACCGGCCGCCAGAGAGGAGGAGCCCGUACGGCAAAUGAAGAAACUGAUACAGCUUCCUUCUGCCCUUUCCCUUUUGAGCAUCUCCAACAGCUUAUUUAUCUACAAAUGGAACGGUUUUACGAGAAUCCACAUGACUUCGACGUCUAGACGGUAUAAAAGAGCAGUGUCGGUAGGGAGUUGGGUUACGGUGGCUUGUUGCGCAUGCAGAACGGGGAACAAGCGGCUUGAAGAAUC